This is a messenger RNA of Varanus komodoensis (Komodo dragon), 2465 nucleotides long. RefSeq names its product BUD13 homolog (gene BUD13). The record is from RefSeq and is a predicted model, not a curated record. Gene Ontology annotation, molecular function: RNA binding. The transcript is spliced from 11 exons. Gene Ontology annotation, cellular component: U2-type spliceosomal complex; RES complex. Gene Ontology annotation, biological process: mRNA splicing, via spliceosome. Lineage: Eukaryota; Metazoa; Chordata; Lepidosauria; Squamata; Varanidae. Bases 135 to 1607 code for a protein of 490 amino acids.
UGGCGGCGCCUCCCGCCUCGGGUCUCUCCAAGGCCGAGUACCUGCGGCGGCGCUACCUGGAGGCCGGCGGGGCCGAGGCGGAGAAGAAGCGGCGCAGGAGGAGGAAGGUGGCCAAGGGGCCUCUGGCCGGCGGAAUGCGCAUAGUGGAUGAUGAUGACACGAGCUGGAAAAGCAUUCCCACAGAGCAGGACAAGGAGGAUGCGGAGGGUGAUGAUGGAGACUUGCCUGUGGUGGCUGAGUUUAUUGAUGAACGACCGGAUGAAAUUAAAUGGAUGGAGGAAUUCCGAACCAGUAACAAGUGGAAGCUAUUGGGAGACCAGAAUGAAGGAUUUCGAGGUCCUGACCGUUCUGUGACUGCGAAAUCAGCGAGCAGUUUGGAAAUUACAAAGCAAAUGGAAAUGAAAAGCUCCCUUAUUAAGAGGGGCCGCCGGGACUCGCCGGACCUGUCGCCGCCCCGCAAAGGCCGCCGGGACUCGCCGGACCUGUCGCCGCCCCGCAAGGGCCGCCGGGACUCGCCUGUUCUGCCUCCUGAAAGGCUCCAUUCUGCAACAGGCAAGAAUGAUACCAGAAGCUCAAGUGGAGGCCGACAGGAACCCAGUGCGGACAAGAACGCAGCCCAUCGAAGGCAGCAGGCUGCUCCAGGUGCUCCAGCCAAGAAGCAGCCGUGUCCAGGAGCGCCUUCACCACAGAGGUGCCAGAGGCACGACUCUGAAUCAGAUUCCGACUCCCCCUCAUCGAGGAGAAGUGCCAGAGCCGCCUCGCGGUCGGACCGUUCUCCGCCACGGUCUGUGCACAGUGCCGGCUUGCGACGGAGCCCCUCCUCAGACCUCUCUCCCCCAAGAAGGAAUCGACGCACGUCUUCAGAUUCUGAUUCGUCUCCUCCGCGAAGGGGCCAGGAGGUGCCAAAGAUGCCUCCCACACCCAGGACCUCUCCUGCCCUUGCUCCGCCUUCUUGGGCUGCGGAUUCCAAAGGGCGGCACAGGAACCACAGGGACCCGCAGAUGCUCUCGGGGGGCAAAGCUGGCUUGGUGUCGGCCGAGCUGCUCAGGAAGGAGCAGCAGGCGUCCAGGAAGCAGGACGGCGGUGGCGGCAGCAAACAGCUGGAAGCUGAAUCGCGACAUGCUGAAACCAUUUUUCGGGAUAAGUCCGGCCGGAAGAGGGACCUGAAGCAGGAGCGGCUGGAGCAGCAGAAGAAAGCAGAGGAGAAGUCUGAGCGGGAUGAGCAGUACGCCAAGUGGGGGAAGGGCCUUGCGCAGAGCCGGCAGCAGCAACAAAAUGUGGAGGAUGCUGUGAAAGAGAUGCAGAAGCCGUUGGCUCGGUACAUCGAUGACCAGGACUUGGACAAGAUGCUGCGGGAGCAGGAGCGGGAAGGCGACCCCAUGGCCGAUUUCCUCAGGAAGAAGAAGGCCAAGGAGAGGAAAGAUGCCAAAGACAGACCCAAGUACAGUGGACCUGCGCCCCCGCUCAACAGGUUUAACAUCUGGCCUGGAUAUCGCUGGGAUGGGGUGGACAGGUCCAAUGGCUUUGAGCAGAAACGCUUUGCCCGAAUCGCGAGUAAGAAGGCAGUGCAGGAGCUGGCAUACAAGUGGAGCGUUGAGGACAUGUAAGCGGCCAGGCUAAAAUGCUCAAGAGCUUCCUCCCAGUCUCAGAGCUGCUACAAGGGGCCCCAGCAGCUCACGCUGCGCGGGUUUUCCUCACAGGGAGCCUUUCAGGAGCUUUACGAAGUUAAUAGAAGCAGCUUUCUGCCUCUGGGGAGGCACAGGGGGUGCCUGGAGCGAGGGAGCACUCCCUGGGUGGGGACUCUCAGCACUGCCAGAAGGGGACCUGCCCGAAUGGAAACCCAGGACAGCUGCAACCAACUGGUCCCUUAGAUGCUAAUCUCUCAGAGCCCUGGAAGAUGCCCCGUUGACCUGCAGCUGAGCUGCAAGUUUCAGGUGCUUUGCGGGUAGUGCGGGGAGAGGGCAGGCGAGGUUACGAAGAGCCUUCCUUCUGCGCCAUGUUGUAGGAGGCUUGACUGUGGCUGCGGCUGCGGCUGCCGGACACGUUGGGCGCCACCAGGACGCCGAGCGUCCUGGCUUGCGGAAGCACAACUUACCCUUGGAUUCCCUGGCUUGGGGGUGGGGUGGGGUGCGGGGCUUGUCCAGGCAAGGCGUCCCCGUUGCCUUUUCCUGAAAGGGCCAGCCAGAACGCUCAGCUAGUCCGGCAGUGCCUGUUGAGGGUAAUUGACAGUCAUCUUGUUUCCAGUGGUAACGGGAAGCUGGUCGGGAAGUUUAUAGGUUGAAUUUAAAGCGCUUGCUUUCCCCCUAAAUUGUCUGCUGUUGGAGAAGGCUGGAAUGCCGCCACUAAAAUACUUUUUUUCAUAGAAUGUGUUUUUCCCCCAAAUGGGGGACUGUUCAUAACUGCAUUCUCUGAUAUCCUUUGUAAUUUGAAUGUACAGUUUGUAAAUAACACCUUUUUUUACCUUG